This is a messenger RNA of Emericellopsis atlantica, 1986 nucleotides long. Its product is annotated as armadillo-type protein. Gene Ontology annotation, cellular component: fungal-type vacuole membrane; vacuolar proton-transporting V-type ATPase, V1 domain. The transcript is spliced from 3 exons. Gene Ontology annotation, molecular function: proton-transporting ATPase activity, rotational mechanism. Bases 147 to 1595 code for a protein of 482 amino acids. The record is from RefSeq and is a predicted model, not a curated record. Lineage: Eukaryota; Fungi; Ascomycota; Sordariomycetes; Hypocreales; Bionectriaceae. Gene Ontology annotation, biological process: proton transmembrane transport.
CCUGCCUCGACCCCGUUCGGCCGCCAGCCUGAGCUCCAGCCUCUAGCCCUUCGCUCCAUCAUUGACAUCCCAGCGACGACACACGACGACGACCUCCACUCCUCCUCAUCCGCAGCGUCUACAGCAGCGGCGCCGUCUUCGCCAUCAUGUCGCUCGACCCUCCGACAUACCUGGCGUCGCUCCAGAGCAACAUUCGCCAGAGGCCUAUUCCAUGGGAUGGCGCCGUCCGCGCGGGCACCCUGAGCGAAGACCACUAUAGCAAGAUCCGGGCUGUGGACAAGGCUAAGAAGCCAGAGCAGAGAAAGGAGAUUGUCCAAGGUGACCUUGACGGAUACCGACUGCUCUUUGUGGGCGGCGCGGGCAAACCCAGCGUGAUCGAAUCGGCUGCUCAGCAUGCGAACGUCAUCCAAUACAUCCUCGUCCUUCUCUCAGAUCUUCUCGACGACGUCCCGUCGCUCGCCAAAGCUCUCUUCAAGGAUAACACAGACCCUUACCGCCACUUUUUGCCUCUCCUCAAAUCCAACAAUACCGAAGACGCCAUCCCGCUCCUGACCGCACACGCCCUCGCUAGCCUAAUGGCGACUGCCCGCGACGAGUCGCAAGCCACACACCAGGCCCUCCCGAUGAUGCUCAGCUACCUCAGCAGUCUAGCCAAGAGCACGGACGCGGGACUGCAAGAUAUCGCGGUGCUGGAGUACUCUUCGCUGCUCUUCGGCCCCGUCUCUCGCCAUCAGUUCUGGGACCACCGCAGCGAGACCAUCACGCCGCUGAUCAAGAUCCUACAGACCGCCGCGGGCGUUGGUAACAACGGCAACUCGUCCGCCAGCCUCUGGAGUGGCAACGCCAGCGUGCGCAGCACCGGGUUCGAGGGCUCAUUGGGUGGAGGUGUUGGUCUGCAGCUGCUGUACCAUGUCCUUCUCGUGGUCUGGCAGAUGAGCUUUGAGGCGGCGGAGAUUGGCGACGAGCUGGAUGACGAGUAUGAUAUGAUCAUCCUCUACACACAAUUACUGCGCCUUUCGCCCAAGGAGAAGACCACGCGCCUCAUCGUGUCCACACUGUACAACCUGCUCGAGAAGAACCAAAAGUCACUCCUCCCCACAGCCGUGCUCGCCAGACUGCCCAGCACCCUGGAGAACCUGGCCAGCCGCCAUCUGACCGACCCGGACCUGCUGGAGGACCUCGAGGCCCUGAAGGAGAUGCUGGACGAGUACACAAAGACCAAGACCACGUUUGACGAGUACGUCGCGGAGGUGCAAUCGGGCCACCUGCGCUGGUCGCCGCCCCACCGCAGCUCCGUGUUCUGGGCGGAGAAUGCACGCAAGAUCCUCGACUACGAGAACGGGGUCAUUCCUCGCAAACUGGCCGAGAUUAUGCAGCAGUCGUGGGACAAUGACAAGCAGGUCCUGGCGAUUGCGUGCAGCGAUGUCGGGAACCUGGUCAAGGAGGUACCCGAGAAGCGGCACCAGCUGGAGAAGGUUGGGUUGAAGAGGAGGAUCAUGGAGCUCAUGCAGUCAGAGGACGAGAACGUCCGCUGGGAGAGUCUGAGGGCCUUGGGUGGAUGGCUCAAGUACUCGUUUGAGGAGAUGUCCAUCUAACUCCUGGUGGCCGGAGGUGUAGGUGCGCUAUACCGUUGUUAUAGACCCCUUUUGUUUUGUUGUAAGGAGUACUGCCUCGCAGUCGUACCCGGGGAGAUCUCGAAGUAGAGCCGUCACAAUUCGAGAACCCCUGAUCAUGAGCCACCGCUUGCAUCUAUUCUAAUGAUCACGCCAUCCAAGCUCGAGAGACAUUGCUUCAAUACUUAAUACCACGUAGGCAGUUACUCACCAACCCAUCGAAUGACCUUCGGAUAGACGCCGAGUCGAGAGUUGGCAUCGUCGGAGCUGAUCCGGUGGUAGCCGUGCUCCACCCGCUGCGAUUGGCCACUGUGAUUGGUGGAGGUGGCUGGACCUUGUUGCGUCAACCUCCAUGUCGCUCUUAUCAGAGAGA